AUGAAGUUUCUUGCCGGUCUCGUUCACGUCGCCGUCGCGUCCAAAGUCGUGUUUGACAGCAACGACCCCGCCUUGCGUGCCUGGUCCGACUUCAUCACGAAAAAUCACGGCGGUGCCGUGCGAUUCCGCAGCCCCCCGACCGCGGACGACGCGAGCGCCCCAGAUGGGCGUAUCGUCGACCAUGUUGCUUUUUCGAUGGACACGUCAGAGGUACCCCGUAACUCGUGGCUGCGAGUCACUAUAUGUCCUUCUGUCAAAGGCUUGCCGGACUGCACCGAGUCAAACUUUGAACGCAUCGCCAUUGUCAAUUUCGCCGAGCAAUUCAAUAAAUGGACCCCUGCCUCGUCGAUCGUCCUGGCUUCGUCGAACUUGUACUAUUGCACCGUCUUCUCGAACACGGAAGGCGACGUCAAGUCGCCACAUUGGUUGGCAGGUGCCAUGAAGUUCAACAACGAGAGUGAUCCAAUCACGACGUCGUAA
Molecule: messenger RNA, 480 nt
Organism: Aphanomyces invadans
Lineage: Eukaryota; Oomycota; Saprolegniomycetes; Saprolegniales; Verrucalvaceae
Exons: 2
Coding region: 1-480 (159 amino acids)
Source: RefSeq, a predicted model, not a curated record